AUGGCCUCAGGUGAUAUACAGAAGUGCGAUAACGAAGGCGAGGCUGUAUACGUACCACAAAUAUCGGACAACCCUUGUAUCACGUGCUUCUGUCGGAAUGGCAGCGUACAGUGUAGACGUGAGAAAUGUCAGAGUUUGGAAGGCUGCUAUAUGAUCUUGUAUGAUUACCUACUAAGCGGUCACCGGAAGUGCUGCGAAGUGUGUAAAGGAUGUACCGUGGACGGAGAAUAUUACUCCAGCAAUUCUUUAUGGACGGACAAAACAGAUCCAUGUACGGAAUACUCUUGCAAGGCGGGUGUAGCAACGAGAACGACCACCAAAUGUUACGCGCCAUGUGCAAAUCCAGUUCCAGUUCCGGGUCAAUGCUGUCCCGUAUGUCGAGGUUGUCAGUACGACGGGAAAACUUAUAAUGAAGGUGACGUGUUUCCACUCUCAACAGAUCUGUGUACAAAGUGUUCUUGUACGAAUGGAACAGUUUCCUGCGAGAAAGAGACAUGUCCAGUUUUAAAUUGUCCUAAAACCGUGAUAUGGCAGCCUCCUGGUUCCUGCUGUAAAGUGUGUAAAGGUCUAAGGAGGAUAUUCAAUCUUCCUGGAGGGAAAUGUUUCUUUCAGUAUAAAAUCUACAAAAGCGGAGAGACAUUCCGACCAGGAAAUUGUACAAGCUGUCUUUGUGUGGAUGGAACAUUUAUUUGUGAUCGGGAAACAUGCCCGCCCCUUCCUUGCCCUCUUGAGAAAACUGUGCAGCGAGAAAACUCGUGUUGUCGUGUUUGUCCCGAAAAACAGACAUGCGACUACAAGAAUAAAACAUAUAUGCAUGAACAAAAAUGGCGACCAAAUGUUUGUACUACCUGUUCGUGUGAUGACGGCUCAACCAGGUGUCACGUGCAAAAUUGUCGAAAUACUGUUUGGUGUCCUUCAGGUUACCGACUACAGUACAUAAAUGGUGAAUGUUGCCCGAGAUGUACCGAAGCCAAAGGCGUGUGUACUGUGUUUGGGGAUCCUCAUUACAGAACAUUUGAUGGAAGGAUUUAUAAUUUUCAAGGACCGUGCAAAUACCUUCUGGCGGAAGACAUAGUAACUAAGUCGUUUUCCAUACGCGUGCGAAAUGACGCACGUACUUCACCGUGGUUCACUUGGACGAGAAUGGUCACACUGUUUCUUGGAAAUGUAAAAAUUGGACUUCAUCAAAAAAUGAAUGUGAAAGUAAACAGAAGACGUGUUAAACUUCCGUAUACAAAUCACGCUGAAUUCUCGGUUGUACGAGAUGGUCAAUCGGUCAAGGUGAUGACCGCCAUUGGCCUAAAGGUGAUUUGGGAUGGUGAUAGUUUCAUCGAAGUGACGAUUCCCAGUCGUUACAAGGAGAAAAUGAGAGGACUUUGUGGGAACUAUAAUGGUAUAAGUACUGACGAUUUGAAAGGCAAAGAUGGCCAGGUGUACCUUGAUGGAGAAAACUUUGGUAACACAUGGCGAGUUGGAAGCAAAGCCGCCUGCACAAUCCAAGAAAAUGUUCAAAAAACGGAACCGCCUUGUAAAUCGGACAGUUCUAAGAGAAAACGUGCCAAAAGGGAAUGUAGCCAUCUUUUAGCGAGUGUGUUUUCCAGAUGUAGGCGCUUGGUAGAUGUAAGGCAGUAUUACAGAUCUUGUAUAGCUGAUAUGUGCGAGUGCCCGGAUGACAAACAAUGUGCAUGUGAGGCUGUGAAAGCAUACGCCCACAGAUGCAUCAACGAAGGAAUUCAGUUAACGUGGAGCAAUCAGCGCUUCUGCCCAGAACACUGCCCUGAAGGUGCUAUAUAUAGACAAUGCACAAAACGAUGUAUGCGCUCGUGCGAUGAACGAGACCAGAAAGCAUUAUGUAAAACAAAGUGUUCUCCUGGAUGUGUUUGUCAAGGAAACCGUGUACUACACAACAACAGGUGUAUUAAACCAAGGCAAUGUCCAAAGCGGUGA
Molecule: messenger RNA, 1947 nt
Organism: Ylistrum balloti
Lineage: Eukaryota; Metazoa; Mollusca; Bivalvia; Pectinida; Pectinidae
Product: BMP-binding endothelial regulator protein-like
Exons: 13
Coding region: 1-1947 (648 amino acids)
Molecular function (GO): protein binding
Source: RefSeq, a predicted model, not a curated record